CCCCUGGUGCUCUGGCGUUUUGUGUGGUAGAGAUUGUCUUCUCUCACUCUCCCUCUCCCUUCUGGUUGCUCAUUAUUCAGAGAGAGGCAGAGACACAUACGCACAUACACACUCACUGAGAGAGACGGAUCUUUCAGGUCAUCUGCAGCUGCAGAGCAGCAGCAGCCACUGAAGGAGAGAGGAGGAGAAAUAUAGCAAGGAAGAUGGCAAUCCUCCAUUGCUGAGAGGAGCAGCAAGAAAGAACUCCAAGAGGAGAACCACCACCUCUCCACCUACCUAGACACAAGGCUAUUAUCUGAGGACAGCAAGAGGCUGGAGCAGCCCGGUCCAGAGCGCGGUGACUUUCUAAUGUAAAAGCAUAACCAUAGACCAUGGAAGUUCUUCAGUGUGAUGGAUGUGACUUCAGAGCCCAAUCCUAUGAAGAGCUAAAGACUCACAUUCAAGACGUUCAUACUGCAUUUCUGCAGCCAACAGAUGUAGCAGAGGAAAGUUCUAGUCAAGCCAGAACUGUGGACACAAACUCCAUUAACCAGUCGGAGACUGUGUUUCCUUCAUUAAAAGAUGAAUUUGUGGCUACAGAAGAAACUCAUGGCCACAAUACUCAGCAGACACCCACUGGAUCAUACUAUAGCCCCAGUCCUGGUUUUUAUGGCCUGUCAUCUGCUAGCAGUUCCAAACCAACUAAUAAGUUUUUCCAAUGUAAAUUUUGUGUCCGCUAUUUUCGAUCUAAAUAUCUUCUCGUGGAGCAUACUAAAAAGGUCCAUGGGCAUGCUAGUGGAAAUACGGGAGCCUCUGGAAAUUAUAACAUUAUGCUGCAUGAUGGCUUUGGUAAAGUGUUCUCAUGUCAGUUUUGCACUUAUAAGUCACCAAGAAAAGCAAGAAUAAUUAAGCAUCAAAAAAUGUACCACAAGAAUAACCUGAAAGAAAGUUUAUCACCUUCAGUGUCUCAAAGUACUUCUACUUCCAUGUCUGUUCAAGAAACAUGUAAAGAACUUCCAGCAGAAGUAGUAGAGCGGAGUAUACUUGAAUCAAUGGUGAAACCUCUAACAAAGUCUAGGGGAAACUUUUGCUGUGAAUGGUGUAGCUACCAAACACCUCGACGAGAACGUUGGUGUGACCAUAUGAUGAAAAAACAUCGUGGAAUGGUUAAGAUCUUGUCAAGUUUGAGACAAGAUGGACUAAACAUGUCAGAUCUACAAAAUAAAGGUUCACAAAUAUCUAGUCCUGGAACUAGUUACAUGCCACUAAACAUGACGACCCAUGACUUAUCUAGUGCAAAUAUUUCUGGUUACAGGAGUCCUAUAAGUAAUCUUCCGGCAGGCAACACAUCUAAGUAUCAAUCAAUGCCAUAUGUUGCAAUAAAACCUAAAUUUCCUUCAAAUACUGGCAUUAUGAAUCUGUCAGAAAGAUCCCCAUAUGUAAUUCCAGAAAAAUCUAACUCCAUGGUUGAUAUGGAUGAGAACAGCUUGUUAAAUGAUUCAAGUUCAGAUGAAGACUACAUUGAAAUGGAUGGUGAAAAUGGAUUUAGCCCAAUGGACCAUCAUGACUUGUCUGGGGAACCAUUAUUGGGAUCUGAAAACAACAAAUUGUUGGAGACGAAGGGAAUUCCUUUUAGAAGAUUUAUGAACAGAUUUCAAUGCCCUUUUUGUCCAUUUCUUACCAUGCAUCGGCGGAGUAUCUCUCGUCACAUUGAAAAUAUUCACUUAUCUGGAAAGACUGCAGUUUACAAAUGUGAUGAAUGUCCCUUUUCAUGCAAAAGCCCAUUAAAACUUGGAGCACAUAAGCAGUGCCAUAGUGGUGCAUCUCCAGACUGGGAUUCCCUUAGUGCCCUAAGUGAAAAUAUGGCUUCACAAUUAAAUGAAGUAUAUGAAGCUGGUAAUAUAAAUGGUAGAAAAACUGGAAACAUGACAGAAGCUUCUCAGCAGAACCCAUACAAGUGUACGAUGUGCAAUUACUCCACAACAACCUUAAAAGGUCUGCGUGUUCACCAGCAGCAUAAACAUUCCUUCUGUGACAAUAUGCCAAACAAUAGCAAUGUUGUACAGCAACUACAAGAUAGUGAACUAGACUCUAGCAAUUCUGGGACUGUGCGAAAGAGUCAGACUUCUAUUUUGGGGUUAUCCUCAAAAAAUAAUUUUGUUGCAAAAGCAUCCCGGAAAGUCUCAAAUGAUUUUCCUUUGGAUUUAUCACCUGUAAAGAAAAGGACAAGAAUUGACGAAAUUGCAAGCAAUCUACAAAGCAAGAUUAGCCAAACUAAACAACAAGAAGAUACUGUAAUUAAUGUAGAAGAUGAUGAGGAUGAGGAGGAAACCGAAGUAGAAAUAGAGGUAGAGCUAGACAAAGAGGAAGAUCCAUCUGAACAAUUGGAGGCUACCGAUCAAUAUUCUAUACAACAAAUAUGGAAUCGGGAUAUUGGCAUAUCUCAAAAAAGCAUGAACUUUAGAAAUAUCCAACAUAAUUACUCUGCAGCCAAUGGUGCGGAAAUUGAAUUAACACUGUCAGAUGAUGAUGAAGAUUUCUACUUUCAAUCCAUUGGCUUUAAAGAACAAGAUCAUAAUUUAUCUGGCUGCAAUCAGUCUAACCAGUAUAGUGAAAGUGACCAGAACAAUGAAAAUUCUGAGUAUAAUGAGGAGUCAGGAAGAUUAUACUAUUGCAAACACUGUGACUUUAGCAAUAAGUCUGCACGUAGUGUUAGCACGCAUUACCAGCGCAUGCAUCCCUAUAUUAAAUUUAGUUUUAGAUACAUCUUGGAUCCCAAUGAUCAUAGUGCAGUAUACCGCUGUCUUGAAUGCUAUAUAGACUAUAAUAAUUUUGAGGAUUUGCAGCAACAUUACUCAGAGCAUCAUCCAGAAGCAAUGAAUGUGCUUAACUUUGACCAGUCAGAUCUCAUCUAUAGAUGCCGCUUUUGCUCUUACACAAGUCCUAAUGUCCGUAGCUUAAUGCCACACUACCAAAGAAUGCACCCCACUGUAAAAAUCAAUAAUGCAAUGAUUUUUUCAAGUUAUGUUGUUGAAAGACAAGAAGAGCUCAAUGCUGAAUCACAGACAUUACGAGAAAUUUUGAAUUCUGCACCUAAAAACAUGGUGACCUCUACGCCUUCAGGACAUGGAAUUGGCAGCUCAGCAAACUUUAAUAAAACUGCACCACAAGCAGGUACUACAAAGACAUUUUCUACAGAGAAUGAUAGUCAGAAGAAUGCUGCUGUUAAUAAUGUAGUAGUUUAUGACUGUGAUGUGUGUGGAUUUGCUAGUCCAAACAUGCAUUCUGUUUUGGUUCACUAUCAAAAAAAGCAUCCUGACGAAAAGGCCUCCUACUUCAGGAUUCAAAAGACCAUGCGUGUUGUCACAGUUGACAGCGGAACAGCUAUUUCACAACUAGCUUUUGAUGGGGGAUCUUCUGUCACUCCAAAUUCUACCAAUGUGGCAUCUACGCUAGAGGAAAAUGUUGAACUAUACUACUGCAAGCACUGCUCAUAUAGUAAUCGUUCUGUUGUCGGCGUAUUGGUUCAUUAUCAGAAACGGCAUCCGGAAAUUAAAGUCACUGCAAAGUACAUUAGACAGGCCCCUCCAAAUUCUGAGACCAUGAGAAAUGCAGAUCCUCAACAAUACAUACUUGGUAAACAAUCUACAACGCUGUACAGCACCAAAAAAGGUAACAUUCCACCAAAAGAAAAUGAAAUGUUCUUCUGUCAACAUUGUGACUAUGGGAAUCAAACUGUCAAAGGUGUUUUAAUUCAUUAUCAGAAGAAACACAGAGAUUAUAAAGUAAAUGCUGAUGUUAUUAGACAACACACAGCUGCUAUAAGGAGUCUGUGUGAGCACGGCCAAAAGAAAUCCAGCAUAAACAUUCAAAAUUCCCCUUCAAAUAUUGAACCUGAAAAGGCUAAACUUAGAACCCUAAAAUGUAGACAGUGUUCAUUUUCAACCCCUUAUGUCUAUGCACUAAGAAAGCAUAUGAAGAAAGACCAUCCUAGUUUUAAGGCUACUGUGACUUUAAUAUUAAAGUGGGCUUUUUUGGAUGGCUUAAUUGAAGCUGGUUAUCACUGUGAAUGGUGCAUUUAUUCACACUCAGAGCCAAAUGGUCUCCUUGAACAUUAUCAAAGAAGACAUCCAGAGCACUAUGUGGAUUAUACCUAUAUGGCAACAAAACUAUGUGCUGGCCCAGACCCUGUCCCUGUGCAAACAGUUCCUGAAAUAAAGUCUUAUAAAUGCAGAGACUGUACAUUUGAAGCCCCUUCGAUUUGGGAUAUCACUAAUCACUAUCAAGCUGUACAUCCUUGGGUUCUGAAAGGUGAUGAAUCUGUACUACUUGACAUUAUAAAGGAGAAGGAUGCUGCACAAUAUCUAACUUCUGAUAUAGCAACAUCUUUAGAGUUCCAUGUUUCUCAGAAAGGUUCAAUACAGGUUGAAACUCACCCAGAGACUUUGGAUGAUUCCAGUGUACUGCAGGAGAAGCCAUCACAAUUAUCGUCUGCUCUUGCUUCAUCACCUUAUCAAUGCACUGUUUGUUUAUCUGAGUACAACAAUUUACAUGGCUUGUUAACUCAUUACGGAAAGAAACAUCCUGGCAUGAAAGUUAAAGCAGCAGACUUUGCCCAGGAUGUAGACAUUAAUCCUGGAGCAGUUUAUAAAUGUAGACAUUGUCCAUAUAUUAACACUCGUAUUCAUGGAGUCCUAACCCACUACCAAAAACGACACCCUUUAAUAAAGGUCACUGCUGAAGAUUUUGUGCAUGAUGUAGAACCACCUAGAGAAUCUGCUCAAAAUGAAGCUGAAGAAAAUAAUAGAAUAUUUAAACAAGGAUAUGGUGCCUAUCGAUGUAAAAUAUGCCCCUACACCCAUGGGACUCUAGAAAAAUUAAAGAUUCACUAUGAAAAAUACCAUAACCAGCCAGAGCCAGACAUGAUUUUACAAAUGUGUCCCAAAGAAAUUUCUAGUACUGAACCAGAAACUCCAGCUGAUGAUCAGCCACAUCAAACGAUUGUUACUCUAGAACCCGGUGAAGUUACUGACAUUCUAGGUUUUCGGCCACGUAAAAAUAUUGCAUCUCACACAGUGUUUAAGUGUCAGCUAUGCAAGUAUUUUUGCUCAACAAGGAAAGGGAUAGCUAGGCACUAUCGUAUCAAACAUAAUAAUGUUCGAGCACAACCAGAGGGCAAAAACAAUUUAUUCAAGUGUGCCCUUUGUUCCUAUACUAAUCCAAUUCGAAAAGGUCUAGCAGCUCACUACCAGAAGCGGCAUGACAUAGAUGCAUACUAUACCCACUGCUUAGCAGCAUCCAGAACAGUUCAUGAUAAGCCAAAUAAGGUUGUUGUUCCUCCACCUCAAUAUGAGGGAUCAUCUGAACUGAAUGACGACCUGAAGAAGGCACUUGAAGGGAAAAAAUGUUCCAUCUGUUCAUUUCAAUCUUAUAGCAAGAAAGGAAUUGUGUCACAUUAUAUAAAAAGACACCCUGGAGUCAUCCCUAAAAAACCACAUGGUAGUAAGCUUGCACAUAUGUUUACACCUAUAUACUCAAAGAAACAAGAAGUCCAAAGUGCUCCUGAGGAGAAGCCUGAACCAGAGCCUCCAUUUGAUGAUUCAGAAAGUCAAGAAACAGAACUGCUUCCAUUUAGGUGUAUUAAAUGUUUUAAGCUGUCAUUUAGCACCGCUGAUCUCUUGUGCAUGCACUACACAGACCAUCACAGCAAGGACAUAAAACGAGAUUUCUCUAUAUUGGGCACAACCGGUACCCGUUCCUAUACCACCUCAUAUCAAUGCAAACAUUGUAACAGCAAAUUAAACAGUAUUGCUGAACUGACCUGUCAUUUGACUUCUCACAUUGAAGAAUUUCAAAAACGUGCAAAACGUCAGGAAAGACGGAAGCAACUUUUAAGCAAGCAAAAACAUUCUGACAUUGUUUCUCCAGAUGGCAAACAAGAAAAGAAAGGAAGUGGUCAAGAGGCAGUGCAUAAGAGAUUAAAGGAAAAGGUAGUGGGCUACAAAUGUAAGUUCUGCGUAGAAAUCCAUCCAACACUUCGAGCCAUCUGUAAUCAUCUUCGCAAACAUAUCCAGUAUGAAAAUGCUCCCCCACUUCCUCCUGAACUAAAGGAUGAUACAAUCCAAGAUGAUGGCAAAGAUCCUCAAGAGCAGCCUAUUGACUCCAGCACAGAGACAGGAGUAGGUGGCUCUGAAGUAGAACAAAAACCUAUACCUAUACCCAUUCCAAAACGCUCCAGACCAGGUGGCUACCCUUGUAAACAAUGUGAUCGAGUUUUAAUGUCCAUGCAAGGCCUGCGAUCCCAUGAGAGAAGUCACUUGGCACUUGCACUGUUUGCCAGAGAAGGAAAAUACAACUGCCAGUUUUGUUCUUUUGUCUCUGCCUUCAGGCACAACCUUGAUCGUCAUAUUCAAGAUCACCAUGGACAUCACAAACCAUUUAGAUGCAAACAUUGUCCUUUUAAAUCUUCCUCCAAUAGCCGUUUGAAAACACAUAUUAUGAAAGCACAUGGAGGUGAACAUGGCUACAAAUGCUCAUUUUGCUCCAUAACAACAAUGACAAUCAGCCAGUUAAAGGAUCACUCAUUAAAAGAACACGGGAAAGCUAUUACAUUGCCAAAACUGCGCAGCCUGCCUCAGAACAGUCCACGUGCUAAGCAGAGCUCAAGGUUUGGAAAGGAACAUAGACUACUUGAAUCAUCAUAUUCUGAGCCACCAGAUGUUCUGCAGCAGCUCAAUCAUUACCAAUCAGCUGCUCAAGCCAAAAAUAACAGCAACAAUAGCCCUGCUCCUCUUCCUGUGGCCAGCACAGCCCCUGAGAUAAAAGAAGAAGCUGUCCUCAACUGUGAAUUUUGUGACUUUUCUUCUGGCUACAUUCAGAGCAUUCGCCGUCACUAUCGAGACAAACAUGGGGGAAAGAAGCUGUUUAAGUGCAAGGAAUGCUCAUUUUAUACAUGCUUUAAAUCUGCUUUCACUAUGCAUGUUGAAGCUGGUCAUUCAGCUAAUCCUGAGGAAGGACCCGAAGACCUUAAGUGUCCUCUCUGUCUGUAUCACACCAAAUAUAAACACAAUAUGAUAGACCAUAUCGUCCUUCACAGAGAAGAGAGAGUCGUUCCUAUAGAAGUUUGUCGUUCCAAAUUAUCAAAACAACUGCAAGGAGUUGUAUUUCGGUGUGAUAAAUGCACUUUUACCUGCUCGAGUGAUGAAAGUCUGCAACAGCACAUAGAGAAACAUAAUGAGUUAAAGCCUUACAAAUGUCAGCUGUGCUACUAUGAAACCAAACUAAAUGAAGAACUAGAUAACCAUUUAAGAGAGGAGCAUAAGGUGUGCCGUAACUUUGAACUAGUUGGAUUAGUUAAUUUGGAUCAACUGGAACAGAUGAAAGAUAAAACUGAGCCUUCAAGUAGUGAUGAAGAGGAAAGUACAGCUAAGACCAGAGAAUUGAUGGACAUCCAAGCUACUGUUCAGGAAAAGCGUUUUCCAUGUGAAUUCUGUGGGAGGACAUUUACGCUCAACACUGAAUGGGAACGACAUGUUUUAAGACAUGGCAUGACUGUUGGUGAAAACCAGAAAGAGAUCAUUGAAUCCAGAAUGCCAAAGGAAAAUCUUGAGGACACUUAUAGGAACAUGAAACAUGUGGAUGAAAGAACAAUAGAUACUUCCCAACAAACUAGAGCCUCAUGUUUUAAAAACUAUAUAGUGACCAAAAAGGAAUAACUUUUUUCUGGAGAUGCGACUAGGACUGGCUUAAACAUUGAUAUGACUGGUUAAAGUACACAAAAAGCUGCUUUUAGAACUUUGAACAUCUGUUUUGUUUUUUCCAAGCACUGGUGUAUGUAUAUAUUUAACAUGCAUUUAUUUAAAAAAGGAACUGACUUGCUUGAAGAAAUCACUACGCAUCUUGUUUGUUCAUACUUUUUUAUGGCUAUAGUGACACAGGACUUAUGAAAGAACUAAUGUAAAACUCUUGCGGAGAACUUUCUCAUAGGAAUGACUAAUACUGUGUGACAAAGAAACCAUUUAUUGGACAUCUUUUAAUACCAGCUUUCCAUACUAUUGCAACUAUUCAAUAGACAAUAAAGACACGUUACAAUUUUCCUAGUUUACUGCAGUGGUCACUAAAAUCCCUAGUACCUCAAGAAAAAAUGUUUCAAGGGAAUUCUCAGCAUUUACCCACGCUGCUUUUCCAGGCAGAUAAAUGUCGAGGAGGCUUAUAGAAAUGGAGAACAAAAAUAACUGAAUGCGUGCAAAUAGUCAAGAUAUCUUUCUUGAUAAUCUUUUCAUGAUUUUGUCUUAAAAUACUGUGACUAUUUUUUUUAUAUGUAAAAUAUGAAUUGAGAAAAAAAGUUAAAAAAAAAAAGUUAAAAUAUUUAGGGAUCUGUUUGUGAAUGAUCAAGUUUUUUUAGGAAUUGGUAGGAUAUUCCAGUCUGUUUUCUUGCUGACUAUUUGGCAAGCCUGCUGAGUCACUUCUGUUUAGUACUUCAAUAAACAAAAACAGCACAAAUCUGAGUUGACCAAUUAGAAUUAUUAAAUUGCUGUGCUGUAAUAUACCUGUCUGAUAGACCUUUUCUAUGAAUUAUUUAUACAAGUUUACCUGACACUUGAGCUAUUAAACAUUUCUCUCAAGUGGUCUACUACAUUUUAAACCUUUAUUUUCAGAUAAAACAUAAUGUUUCUGUUGCUGAUUAGAUACCAAAAAUGUAAUUCAAUUUUAAUUCAUUUAAAUUCUAAAUUUACAUAUACUGUAUACAGCACAUACUGUACAUGUCAUUUCAAAAUGUAGAAUUUAACUGACACAGCCCAUCAUUACAUACUACUUCUCGUUAUUCUAUUUUGUGCAAAAUGUAGAUUUAUUUCCCUUGUAACAUAUGAUGCACUUUUUUCUUAGAAAUUUUUGAAGCUUUUUUUUAUAUAUUAUUAUAAUUAUUAUUAUUAUUCCAAUUUAAGUAAUGUUUAUCCAACUUUUAGCAUGAAACUCAUUCUUGAGUUGCUGUAAAAUAUCCCCUACCUCAUUCCUUCUCUUCUGAAUGGUAAUCAUUUCAGGUUUACCCUGCUGGAAACUUUGUAUAAAAAAAAAUGUGUUUUGAAAUGUUAGCAUAAAAUCAUUAUAUAUAGAAUAUAUAAUGUAACUUUUUGCUGACUUUCAAAAUAAAUAAUUUAUACUUGAGAGCCACAACUACAUUGUACUUAGUAAGAAAAUUAAGACCUUUGUAGAUAUGUCUGAAGACAUACAAAAAAAGUGGUGUUACCUACAGCAAUCUAUGUUUCUACAAUUUUUCUAGAACAGUUUUGAAAAUAAUUAACACCACAAAGUUAAAUUAACACCACAAAGUUGUUUUUUUUGGACUUGUGAUCUUUGGCUGCAAGUCAGCUUUUACAUUAAAGGGAUACUCCGGCCCUAAGACAUCUUACUCAGAGCCUCCAGCGCUGCGGAGAGCUCACAAAGGUGGGUGCGGAAUGUGAGAUUGUGGGGGUCCCCAGUGGCAGGACCCCCUGCGAUCAGACAUCUUAUCCUUUGGAUAGGGGAUAAAAUGUCUUAGGGCCGGAGUACCCCUUUAAAGCAGCUAGGGCCUUUUUAAAGCAGGAUGUAUCUGGCGACAAAGGUAAUCUCGCAAAUGGACAUUUUGAGAAGAAUCGGUUGCACAAGAAAGCUUUUUCACUUUGUAUGUCCUGCUUCUCAUCCAGUCCUCAGCUGCACUUUCAGAAAUGCUACAAGGCUACAAGGGGUUUCCAAUUUCAAGCAACAAUUUCCUGGCAAGUUCUUAUUGUAGGAAGAAUUUUCUUUCAACACUGAAAUUUGCACCAUGCUAAUUGGUCUUUAUUUCAAGCUCCUUGUACCUGUUGUACAAAUGGAGAAGUUACCAAAAAUGAUUUGUGAUGUGUGUUAAUCACUACUUUAUUUUUUAAGUAACCUGUACAUAUUGUAAUCCAUUGCAGUUUGCUUUGCUAAUCUCCUAAUUAAACUAUGGGACCAUUAUCCUUUUC
Messenger RNA from Hyla sarda, 9962 nucleotides. RefSeq names its product zinc finger protein 462 (gene ZNF462). The record is from RefSeq and is a predicted model, not a curated record. Gene Ontology annotation, biological process: regulation of gene expression. The coding region runs from base 372 to 7694 and encodes 2440 amino acids. The transcript is spliced from 13 exons. NCBI's taxonomy places the organism in Eukaryota, Metazoa, Chordata, Amphibia, Anura, Hylidae. Gene Ontology annotation, cellular component: nucleus.